Andrographis paniculata is the source of this 1599-nucleotide messenger RNA. RefSeq names its product diphosphomevalonate decarboxylase MVD2, peroxisomal. The transcript has 10 exons. Gene Ontology annotation, molecular function: diphosphomevalonate decarboxylase activity; ATP binding. Gene Ontology annotation, cellular component: cytosol. Lineage: Eukaryota; Viridiplantae; Streptophyta; Magnoliopsida; Lamiales; Acanthaceae. The coding region runs from base 142 to 1401 and encodes 419 amino acids. Gene Ontology annotation, biological process: isopentenyl diphosphate biosynthetic process, mevalonate pathway; isoprenoid biosynthetic process. The record is from RefSeq and is a predicted model, not a curated record.
GUGGCGUAGCUAUAAUAAUAAUAAGUAGUCAUCACUCCACUCCUCGUUCUCUCCUCCUAUCACGUGUUCCGCAUUCCCUAUUCCCUUUGAUCCCCCGAUCCCCUCUGCUCUGCUCAGAUCCGAUCCGAUCCACGCCGGCGGAUGGCGGCUGAGAAAUGGGUGCUCUCCGUGACGGCGCAGACGCCGACCAACAUCGCCGUCAUCAAGUACUGGGGGAAGCGCGACGAGGACAGGAUUCUUCCCAUUAACGACAGCAUUAGCGUCACUCUCGACCCCGAUCACCUCUGCACCACCACCUCCGUCGCAGUUAGCCCCGCUUUCACUCACGAUCGUAUUUGGCUCAACGGCAAGGAGGUCUCUCUUUCUGGAAGCAGAUUUCAGAAUUGCUUGAGAGAAAUUCGGUCACGUGCUAGUGAUGUCGAGGACAAGGAGAAGGGCAUUAAGAUUGCAAAAGAGGACUGGGAGAAACUGCAUGUACAUAUUGUUUCCUAUAACAAUUUUCCUACUGCUGCCGGAUUGGCGUCAUCAGCUGCGGGCUUGGCAUGCCUGGUCUUCUCAUUGGCUAAGCUAAUGAAUGUGAAAGAAGACCACAGUCAACUGUCUGCUAUUGCAAGGCAAGGCUCAGGGAGUGCAUGCCGCAGCCUGUUUGGUGGAUUCGUCAAGUGGGUUAUGGGAAAAGAGGAAAAUGGCAGUGACAGCAUUGCUGUCCAACUUGCAGAUGAAAAGCACUGGGAUGAUCUUGUUAUCAUCAUUGCAGUGGUAAGCUCGCGACAGAAGGAGACCAGUAGUACCUCUGGGAUGCGUGAUUCCGUUGAAACCAGUGCACUUAUCAAAUAUAGAGCAAAGGAAGUAGUACCAAAACGAGUAAUAGAGAUGGAGGAAGCGAUACAAAAGCGUGAUUUUCCAUCAUUUGCCCGGCUGGCAUGUGCGGACAGUAAUCAGUUUCAUGCUGUUUGUCUUGAUACCUCACCGCCUAUUUCUUACAUGAAUGAUACAUCUCAUAGGAUUAUCAGCUGUGUUGAGAAAUGGAAUCGUCAUGAAGGAACUCCUCAGGUUGCCUAUACCUUCGAUGCCGGCCCAAAUGCAGUACUAAUUUCGCAUAACAGAAGCACCGCUGCUGACCUGCUUAAGAGGCUGCUCUUUUACUUCCCCCCUCAAUCAGACACUGAUUUGAACAGUUACGUCAUCGGAGACAAGACAAUAUUGAAAGAUGCCGGCAUCCAGGGAAUUAAAGACAUUGAUGGUUUAGCUCCACCCCCAGAAGUUAAAGAGAAUAGUUCGAGCCAAAGGUACAAGGGAGAGGUCAGUUAUUUCAUCUGCACGAGGCCUGGAAGAGGCCCGGCAGUAUUAACAGACGAAAGCCAAUCCCUUAUCAACCCCGAAACCGGGUUUCCCAAGUGAAGAGAAAACCAAGGUACCAUGUAGCUUUGAUGUGUGGAAUUGUAUGGUCCUUGAGGCUUAUUCAAGUUUUGUGGCUUUAUGGUGUUUGUGCUUUUUCAUGUCUAUUGACUUGUGGUUUUUUAGUUCCCAUACUUUAAAAAAUAAGAUGUCAUACUUUUUCUAAUUUAAACCUAUGUUCAAAUGUGGGUUUUAGUUUUA